Molecule: messenger RNA, 1217 nt
Organism: Mycotypha africana
Lineage: Eukaryota; Fungi; Mucoromycota; Mucoromycetes; Mucorales; Mycotyphaceae
Product: mitochondrial carrier domain-containing protein
Exons: 4
Coding region: 47-973 (308 amino acids)
Biological process (GO): mitochondrial L-ornithine transmembrane transport
Molecular function (GO): L-ornithine transmembrane transporter activity
Source: RefSeq, a predicted model, not a curated record
UUUUUUUACCUUUCUAUCUCUUUUUAUUGAACAGCGUAUCUAAAGCAUGACAUCUAUUACAACAGCAGAAACAGUAGAGUUAAAGGAAUUGAAUCUUGGCAUGUCCCAAGCUGUCAAAGACUGUAUCAGUGGUACUGUGGGAGGUAUUGCUCAGGUUCUUGUUGGUCAGCCUAGACCCUUUUCCCUGGAUUUUAAUUUUAACACUUUCAAUAUAGCGUCUACAAACUCAAUCUGCCACAAAUCCUUAUACAAUGGCAUGUUGGAUUGCGUUAAGAAAACGAGAGCCAAGGAAGGUAUUGCAGGCUUUUAUAAGGGCACCAUGACACCUCUCGUUGGUAUCGGUGCCUGUGUUUCUAUCCAAUUUGUAGUCUUAGAGGCCAUGAAGCGUCAUUUUGCCAGUGUCAAUGAAAAGGGACAACUUCUCAGUAAUUCUCAGCUUUACUUAGCAGGUGCAGCUUCUGGUUUUGCCAACUCCUUCGUCUCUGGCCCUGUUGAACACAUUCGUACCCGUCUUCAAGUUCAAACUGGCACAGGCUAUGCAGGUCCCAUUGACUGUAUCAAGCAAAUUUAUCGCUCUCAUGGUUUAACAGGCAUUUAUAAAGGUCAAGGUAUCACUAUGGCUCGUGAAUUCCAAGGUUAUGGUGCUUAUUUCCUGGCUUAUGAAUAUUUGGUUCAGCAAGCAAUGCAAAGAGCCAAUUUGCAACAAAGAUCAGACUUGCCUACUUGGCAAGUAUGUGCUUUUGGUGCUGCUGCUGGCUACGCCAUGUGGUUUACUAUUUAUCCUAUGGAUGUUAUCAAAUCUAAAUUACAAACAGAUGGCUUCACACCAGAAACCAAACAAUAUCGAUCCGUGUUGCAUUGUGCCAAAAAGACUUUAGCCAAGGAAGGUGUCAGCGGUUUCUUCAGAGGUAUUGGACCUUGUUUGUUGCGUGCUGCACCAGUGAAUGCUGUUACUUUUAUGGGGUAUGUUUAAAUUGUGAAUGCUCUACGUUGAGAAUACCUGUUAACUGUUUCUUUUUUCCCAUUCUUCACUUUGUAGCUUCGAAAUGGCUAUGCGUGUGUUAUCAUAGACCAAUUAUAAUAUAGAUACUGUAUACACAAGACUCGCUUAUUCACCUCAAGUCUCAUACCUUCUAUUCCUUCAUCGUACUUACCUGACUAUGUAAAUUAAACUUAUUUAAUAAAACAAAAUCGUUCGUUAUUUAUUUCUUAACCCU